GGGGAGGUGUUGAAUGCAGCGACGUCCCACUUUUGAAAUGCUUCAUAAGUGGAGACAAUGUCCGUCAACAGGUUCAGUUUGGUUGCGUGGUGUUACGGGAACGGAAGUAUCUUCUACGGAUUUCUUAAUAUUGUCGUGGCGGUGAACAAAUUUCUUCAAGCAUAUUGGAUUAUACCAGCCAGGCUGGCAGACAGUGAAUUGGAUUUGGAUUAAUAAAGUGUUAAAUACAACAUAAUAAUAAAUAGUGGCAGUGUGUAGAAAGUGAAAUUCGAUCCUGACAUAAAAACAACGAAUUAAAAAGAAAUAUCGAAAACACACAUCGAAGAGGAUACAUGCAUUAAAAAAAACGAAAAUACAAUAUUUUUGAAAAAAAAAAACGCUUCAGUGCCAUUCGAAUUAAAAAGAAAUAAGGUGUCGCAAAAAGGAUAAUAAACAUUUUUAAAUUAUGACUAUUAAGCUAAAAAUAUUAAGUGAUGAUGCAGAAACUUCAAAACCCCGACCGCACCGAAAAUGGAAUCGCCUGAUAAUGACAAAAAUAUUUGCAUUGUCGGUUAUUGUUCUUUUGAUUUUGUUGACAUCGAUUGUCUACCAUGGCAUUGUCUUGGAAAGGAUGGACAAACUUAAGGAAAUAAUGGCAUUGAAUGUAAGACAUGAACAAAGUAUAAACCCCUCUAGUACCGUCUUAAAAUUAACAUCUGAACCACAGUUGAAGGACAUAAGGGGGAGAGAAGUAGCAUACCGGAAUUACAAAAAUGUGCAAUUAAUAGGUUCGGCUAAAUAUUCCAAACUGCAUAUACAGCAUAAGCGUUUACAUUUUCGGAGGCAUAAACGCGAUGAUGGUCGCGACAUCGACGUAAAUAGUCCCAUGAAAUUUCCAGGUGAACUCAAUGACAUGGAUAUAGAUUUGACCAAUGAUUAUGUGGAAAAUGUUAAUGUUGAUAGCAUCGAAAACAUCAAAGUUCCACCUGAACUUUAUAGUCUGGAUCCGAUCAGAGUACAACAGGAAUCAUUGGAUCUGAAAAGCCUCUAUGCCAAGGUACGUAAUAAACGCACCAAACUUGCCAUCAACAAACUGGAAACGGAAUACAGACGCUGCAAAAAAGAAUCUCAGGCCAGCAACGAUUGCAUGGUGGCCUUCAUGAAGAUGUACAACUUAGCCAAGGAGAUCAAUGAGAAAAUGGAGAAAAUGAAAGCCAUCUUUAAGGACAGCGAACAAUUGAUGCAAUUAUCGUCGGAUAGUAAUGGAUCCAAGGAGAGCGAGGGUUGGGAGACCACAGAGGGCAGGCAUACAUCAACAAUGAUUGUUCGACCAUCAACAACGGAAACCAGUGUUGUCACAGAGACGACAACGACCGGCUCCACCACUGUCUCACCAACCGAGGAGAACACCACUAACAAAAUGACGAAAAUUGAACCAGUACAGAUUAGCUGGAUUUUGGAUGGGUUCGAUGAUGUGUCACAGGAUGAGGGGGAAUUUGCUCUCUUGCCAGAGUUGGUAACAGCUCCUCCGACUCACGCGACUACUACAAUGUCAAAUUUGUCGACUGUCACAGGUGAAGAAGUUACCACAACUGUCUCUACCGACAAUUCCACAGAUACUGAAACUUGGAAUAUGGUCACUGGUGUUUCGGGCAAAAUUACGCUUGCUGCCGAUGGACUAUUGAAUGCCACCCAAACGGAUCUGCAAACCACUGCAACAACUCCACAAGGUAUAGAUCCAGAAACAGAUGCUCCCAGUACAACGCCAAGAGCAGAAAAAUCUCAACAAAUCAGUUGGAUCCUAGAUUUUCAAGACAGUUCGGAGAAUUUUAUUAUAACCGAUGAUCAUUUUGAGGAUGUCCGGGUUACGGAGGCCACUACCACGGCAAUGGUGCCAUUGACCACGGAGGUGCUUAUCUCAACACCAAGUACCACCGAGGAAACCAGUUUCAGUGUAACUUCCAUUUCAACAGAGGCACCAUCGAUCACAAUAACGAAUACUCCGGCCUCAGAGAAUACCACAACAUUGUCGACCAAUUUUACAUCCACACCAGAGCCAACUAGUCCGGACGACAAAGAACGUAAACUGCAAUUUGAAUGGAUUAUUGAUGGAGAAGAAAUUCCCGAUGAGACAACUCAUGAGAGUACGACCAAUGGCGAAAUGACGACCACCGAUAUACCAACAAAUACAACAACUCUGCAGUACCCGACCAAGCCUAAGCCGAUUAAAUUUAGUUGGAUUAUUGACAGUGAUGCCAAUAGUGGUGAGAAUAAAUCAUCCACAAUGUCCCCACCAAAACAGAUCGAAGACAAAUCGAGUAACCAAACCUCGGCUCGAGUCUGUAAUUCCACCAUGGAAAAAUCGUCGAAUGAGGAAAAUCUCUGCAUUCUAAAUUCUGAAGAAAAUGCCCAGCGUUCCUUCGGCGAAGAGGAAGAACAUCCAUUGGAUAAUCCCAGUAGUUUGGAGAACAUGUUGGAGACAUUAGAACGACAUUCGCUGACAUCGACAAAAUCAGUUCAGGUCACUACGGAUAGGACACUCGCUGUGCUAACAACCGAAUCGUACAAUGCCACCAACAUGGAUGCCUUGGAACACUUGGAGUGGGAAAAGAGAUUUCAGCAGGCGGCCGUUAUGGGAAAUCAUGACGAUAUUUUGGAUACAUUCGGAGAGAUGGAUUACAAGAGUGUCUCGAAAUUUGGUCCGAAAAUAAAUCCAGUUAAUCCGAAUAAUUUUGCAGCUGAUAACCAAUUUAUGAGUCUAUGCGAGCGCAUGGCAAAGAGAAUGCGUGACAAAGGAGCCUCAGCUAGUGGACAACAACAGCAACAGCAGCAACAACAACAGCCACAGCAACCAAAACCGGAAGCUGAACCGGAAACAUAUACGCCAUCAUCGGUACAAUUUACUAGCCGUGGACCGGUUGGUGGUUUUCCCGUUACCGGUGAGACUAUGAAGGCAUCCGCCCAAUUUAUGUUUAAUCCUAAUUUCGGAAUGCCCUCCAUACCCAUAUGCUUCUAUGUAUCGCCGGCCAAUGUGCGAAUGGUAAACCAGGUGCCUCUGUGGACACCAUCAUUUUUUGGCAUGGCUGGCGGUUUUGCUGGAUCAAAUCCUGGCGGGAGUGUGGGUGGAGGGGCUGGAGGACCUGGUGGUAUAUUCUUUGUGCCACAAAAUUUUGGAACAACUGGUAAUUUCUUUGGUCAUUCGGCGGGUACAGCGGGAGGAGCACAAAGUAAUAUUCCAAAUAUAUUCUCGAAAAACGCCUCACCCCAAAAACAGCAGCAGCAACAACAACAAAGUCACCAACAAAAACAACUAUUUUGCACUUAUGUCAACAAUCAUGGUAAUGUUGGGGGUCAGGGCGGCGUUGUUGGUGGCGUCAGUGGACCAGCGAAUACCGUCAGUGCCAUGGGCUUCUCAAAUGCCAACUUCAAAAUGCGCACUCAUCAGGCAAACAGUAGCUUGUCCUCGGACAUUAUAUACGCGUCCUAUGCUGAUCUGCCCGAUCAUUUGGGCCACGAAGACCACUUCAAAUGUGUGAUAUCGGGACAGAUUGCAUGCUAUGGAGGCAAUGAGUGCAUCAUGGAAAGCGAGUGGUGCAAUGGCAUGGUUCAGUGUAGCGAUGGCAGUGAUGAGGCUGCCUGCACUUGUCGCCAGAGAAUGCCCGAUGAUCGCAUUUGCGAUGGCUAUCCCGACUGUCCGAUGGGUGAAGACGAGAGAGGCUGUUUCGGAUGCGACGAGUUUAUGUAUUCCUGUUACGACAACCCACAUGAAUUCGAAAUGAAUAAUCGUUCCAUGGUGUCGAUGUGUUAUAGUCUGUUGGAGAAAUGCGAUGGCUUCCGGAAUUGCUUAAACGGUCGUGAUGAAAUGGAUUGCAGUAUUAUUGUCAAUGAUGUGACACAUCAUAUGUCACAUUCGGCAUCAUCAUCUGAGGGCUAUUUGUAUCGCAAUCAUCGCGGCGAAUGGUAUCCCGUUUGCAAUAACGGAGAAAGUUGGGCUUUGGAAGCUUGCAAAAAUGAAGGUGGCCUCAGUGGUAUGCCAAAGUUGUCUUUCAGACCGUUAUCCCUCGCGGGUCCAUUUAUUGAACCGGCUCGUAUUGGAAGUGCCCAUUUCCCGCAGUCAUGUCAUAAACGAAAUGGUCACGAUGAACUUGUGGAUCAUAUAGCCCAUGUUAAGUGUAUGCCGCCACAAUGUGGUGUCCUGUGGCAGAACCCUUCGGGUGUUACAUCGAAAUAUUCCAAACGGCUGGGCAGGCUGCAAUCAUUGGCCGGUAAUCAAACAAAGCGCGAAAUAGAAAAUGAUAAUGAACGCAUUGUGGGUGGUGUACACAGCAAACCGAUGGAAUGGCCGUUUGUUGUGGCCCUAUACAGAAAUGGAAACUUUCAUUGUGGCGGUACCAUUCAUUCGGAACAUUGGAUCAUAAGUGCCGCCCAUUGUGUUAUAAAUUACCACAAGUACUAUUACGAAGUACGUGCUGGGCUAUUGAGACGAACCAGUUUCUCGAUGGCCACACAAAUCCAACCAGUGUCCCACAUCAUUGUGCACCAGGCCUACGAACGUCGAAGCAUGAGAAAUGACUUGUCUCUGUUGCGCAUGGCCAAGCCGCUGCAAUUCAAUCGUUGGGUGAAACCAAUCUGCUUACCUGAUAUUCAGCGCACAACGGGCGGUGACGAUUGGAUAUGGGGUCCAAGAGAAAAUACCCUUUGUACAGCGGUUGGCUGGGGGGCUGUCAGAGAAAAGGGCCCAGGAAGUGAUUCACUACGUCAGGUGACAAUUCCCAUACGAAAAGGAUGCAUCGAUAAAGAAGACCAGGAAGCAGAAGAUAUUUGCGCUGGCGAUGAGGAAGGGGGACGUGAUGCAUGUCAAGGUGACUCAGGCGGACCGUUGUUCUGUCGCAGUGUAACCUCACCUGAAGAAUGGUAUUUGGCCGGCGUCGUUAGCCAUGGCAAUGGUUGUGCUCGCCCAAAGGAGUUUGGGGUCUACACAAGAGUUGCCCUCUAUUUGGAUUGGAUUGCUAUGGCCAUGCGUACAGAGUUUUUGCCAAAAAUACAACCUCACAAAUUAUGUCCCGGAUAUGUAUGCGUGUGGGGUGGCAAACGUUGUAUACCGCAAAGGAAACGAUGUGAUCGCAUUGUCGAUUGCUUGGGAGGUGAAGAUGAAGUUGGAUGUAUUUACAAUUUUAUACCGGACAUGGGUGCCAUGCGGGAGAAUACAACAGAAAGUGACUAUCAUCCGGUGGUGACAACACCAGUCAAUGAAAUAAGAGCGUUCGAGACCGAGGAUGAUCAACAAGCGGCGGAAACGACAAGUAUUGAACCAUUGCCCCUUACAACUUCAACAAAUGUCGAUGAAACAGAUGAUUCCACGACGCCUAGAGAAGUAACGGACACGAUAACAAUCGAUGAAAUUAUAACAACUACCACAGAUUCCGAACAACCAGCCUCAACAAUUACCCCCGAUAACGAGAAUGUUAGUGAAGCAUCGACAACAAAACUAGAAUCUGUAACGGCGGGUCAUCCAACAACUCCAGUUACUGGUGAUGCUACGCACGAAGAAUCGGGAGAUAAACUAACAACACUGGACCUGAAAACAGAUUUUGUGGAUGAUGCCACAACCGAUGCCCCCGAAUCCAUGGGAUCAACAAUACUGACUGAGAUAACAUUUUCGGUUGCCGAGUCAAGAAUGACUUCGAUGAGCACAGACGCACCUUCAACUAUUGCAAUAGCUAAUGCGACUGUGUCUCUCCCCCCGGUUCAGUCUUCAAACGUUACAAGAAAAUUCGUUUGCCGAAAAAUACCACAAAUAAUUGAAAUGGCAAACAGGUGUGACCGUUUUGUGGAUUGUGAGGAUGGUACAGAUGAGGAUGACUGCAGCUGUCGUGACUAUCUAAAGGGCAAACUAAGCAUUUUAAUUUGUGAUGGAAAAUCUGAUUGCGAGGAUUUGACCGAUGAGGAUGACUGCGGUAACUGCAAUUCUGAGGAGUUCUUAUGUCCCCUGACAAGGAAGUGUAUACCCUUGGCAAAGCGUUGUGACAACGUCGUUGAUUGUCGCUUUAAGGAAGACGAAAAGGACUGCUUUGCUUUAACCAAUGGAAAGGAAAUCUACUUGGAUGGCAAUCGACAACCGAUCCUCAGCAGUGCUGGCAUUUUUUCACGUAACGCCAAUGGCGUAUGGCAUAUAGUCUGCACCCAUGAGACGCCCUAUGGCGAUCACAAUGCCAAAGUAGCUGGUGAGGUGUGUUCUUUGCUCGGCUUCAAGGGUUACAGUUUUUUCAACACCACAAAACCAACAAUUUUUGAUCACAUUAUCCCCAUAAGCCCCGACUUGCACUUGGCACCCCGUCUGGGUGGUGAAAUCCAGAAUACUGUCAGUGAUAGUGAAUAUUUUUCGGCGAUGCAAAGUGUCUACCCCUCCUAUAGGAAUUUGAGAACAAUUCGUAUUGAACAAUCGCAGGAAGCUUGUUUGGGAUUGUAUGUUGAGUGUAUUGCUAAGUCGAAUAGAACGGAACCAGUUAAGACCUUAAGUGCGGGUCAACCGAAACCCAUUGAAGAAGAAAAACAAACCGAAACGUUGCAGCCUUCCAUCGAACCCCAUAAUAAACCGAAUGUCUUUGUAAAACCUGAGCUGCCCAAUGAGGACAAGAAGAAGGAGCCUUCAAAGGGCGAAUCUGCAAACCUAAUGGAUCCAAAGAAAAAUAUGACAAUACUGGUUGAUCAGCAGCUGCAUGAGAUUAUUGAAGAACUUCACUGGCCCUGGCUGGUUGAUGUCUAUGCCAAUGGUAAACUGUGGUGCCUGGGCGUUUUAAUGGAUAAACAUUGGAUAAUGGUGCAUGAGUCCUGUAACUUUGGCAUAAGAUUGAAUUUGGAUUAUGUCUCCGCUUUGUUUGGUGGCGGUAAGACCAAGAGCAGAGCUCACAAAAGCAAUCACGAGGAAAUACGUCGCAUCGAUUGCCUGGAGGUCAUUCCGAAUAGUGACAUUUUAAUGAUGCACUUGGAGAAACCAGUCAGAUUUUCCCAUUUUAUUUUGCCUACAUUUAUACCAGAUAGUUCCAUUUUAGGUGACAAACACGAAUGCAUUGCUGUUCUACACGAAAACGAAAAUGGACGAACGAAAACUGUUGCCUUAGAUGAGCUGAACAAUUCUGAACUUUGCAUUACUAAAGGCAUGAGCUGUUAUCGUUUCAAUGAAAAUAAAUCAGCGGUCAAAUUACUUCGGGAUUCGGAUAAUUUGAUAGAGGACAAUUCGGCAGAGACAAGUUCACAAGAGACCGGCGGCAAUGAAGUAAUUUCCAUUGCAACCAAUUGUACGCAAUUCGGUAGUAAGCAUGCAAGUUCCAGUGGUUUGGAACCAAUCGAUCAAGGUAUUACGGUUUGCCGCAACAACAACACAGGUUGGUAUCCGAAUGCUCUUUUCUCGUACAACAACACAAAAUGUAGUAGUUUCAAGCAGUAUUUUGCGAUACGAAAUCUCGACGAGGCCUAUCAGGCUAUACAGGAUGUAUUGGAUAAUUCACAGUGUAAAUUCCCAUAUGAGACUCCUUUCUGCUCUACAUUAAGAUGUCCUUUGGGACUAUGUUUAAAUACAACCCAGAUUUGUGACGGUGUAUCGGAUUGUCACGAUGGCAGUGAUGAGCUUCCCGAAAAAUGUCGUCUUUUACGCAAUGCUUGUAGCCCUUCAGAAAUGAAAUGCCGUACCUCUGACAAGUGCGUACCAAAGUCGAAGUUUUGUGAUCAUAUUGCCGAUUGUGAAGAUCUAACCGAUGAACCCACGAUAUGUUCCUGUUUUACAUAUUUAAGAGCAACUGACCCUUCAAAAAUAUGCGAUGGAAUACGAAAUUGCUGGGAUAAAAGUGAUGAAAGUCCUGUUUUAUGCAACUGUACAGCCGAUCGUUAUCCAUGUGGACCAUUGGGUGAGGAAUGCAUUCCACGUGAAUUCGUUUGUGACAAAGAAGUGGAUUGUCCCAAUGGCGAAGAUGAACGUUAUUGUUAUGGCCUAGAACAACCGACAAUUGCACACAAGCAGGGUGGAGCAGCACAUCGACCCUCAUAUGGCCAGGUGAUUGAACAGAGCUAUGGUGUUUGGCAUACAAAAUGUUUUCCCAAAUCGAGUCCACCAAAUAUGCAGGCGGUUAGUCAAAUAUGCACCAAAUUGGGUUACAAUCCAUAUCAGCAGCCAAGUUAUCGUCUGAUUGAUGACAGCCUCAACGAAGUUGUCGACAUACGGGAGGCUCCAGAUCAACGCGGGCGUUCCUUCAGCAAUGCAAGUAUAGCUGAACUUUAUAGACCGCCUACCAAGGCUGUUGUGGCCAAUAAAAUGUCACCGCUGAUGUUAAACGAUGACCUAAUCAUUUUUAUGAAACCAAGUCGACCGAUUGCCCGACUCGAACGUUGGAAUUCAACCGACUCUGAGAGCUGUUUAAGACUAGAAGUAAAAUGUUAAUAGGAAUUUUGUAAAUUAUAUUUAAUUUUAAAUUAUUUAGAUAAUAGAGUAGGAAGUUUACACUUUUUUUUUACAAAAAUAAAAUCGAGAUGUGUUAGUAU
Messenger RNA from Musca domestica (house fly), 8514 nucleotides. RefSeq names its product serine protease nudel (gene ndl). Lineage: Eukaryota; Metazoa; Arthropoda; Insecta; Diptera; Muscidae. Gene Ontology annotation, biological process: proteolysis. Gene Ontology annotation, molecular function: protein binding; serine-type endopeptidase activity. The transcript is spliced from 19 exons. The coding region runs from base 446 to 8413 and encodes 2655 amino acids. The record is from RefSeq and is a predicted model, not a curated record.